AUGAUUCCGGACAAAGCCCCGAAGGAGAACGUCUACCACGGGUCCGAGGAGCUGAAGAAGGAGGCUCACAUCCCGACUUUUGAGAAGUAUAAGGAGCUCUACCUGAAGUCUGUGGACAGUCCUGAAGGUCAGUUCAUGUCUGAGCUUCUUAAAUAAGUCAAACUGAACAACAAAUGAGUUGAUAAAACUGAUUUAAAGUUUAUAGAUCAUCACAGAACUUAAAUAAACACAGAAAUAAACACGAAUAUUCUCCAUUCUGAGUAAAACUGCUGCUCUUCAGAUAUAAAAUACACCCUGAUCUCCUCACACUGAUGCUCUGCAGAGUCCUUUUAACUCUAUUUCUGUCCCAUAAAUCAUUGUAAAGGGAUAACUUUGAUCCUAACGAAGAAAAACUUCUAUAUCUGUAUCUGUAUCAGUAUUAUUAUUGGCCAAAAUACGUAUGAGAAUAUCUGCCGACAUGUCAGAGGGAAUAUUAAAGGGAUAUUCAGGCUUAAAACUAAUAAUGGUCAAAUAGAGAACGUAACACCGCAGAAGAGACUAAACACAACUCACCUACUCUCUUCCAGCAGACGCUUGUUUGUAGUGAGACCUCAGGCCAGUCCAUUAAGGACUACAGCGGAGUGCCGCAGCUCAAGGAAGAACAUUUAUGAUCAUUACUGAGUCAUUUUAUUUAUAUUAUUUACAUUUAUUUUAUACUAUUUUGGGUUUUGUUACUCGCACAAUCAUCACAAGGGACACUACAGGUGAAACAGUGAUCUGGGGAAGAUCUCUGACACCACUCUCACCCUCAUCACGUACAUCACCAUCUUCGUCAUUUAGACGUGUCUAACUUUAUUGUUUGUUUUUUAUUUAAUCAAUAAAUGGAGAAAAUAUAAUUCAAAACAACCUUGGACUGGACUAGAAGCGCGUUAAAACACCUCACAGUGACUAAAACUCAGGUCAGCAUGGUCACGACCAUCUCGUUAUCGUUUCCUUGAAUUAAUAAUCACCAUAUUAAUCAUUUUACAGGCGCGGUAGUUCUUCUGUCUCAGCGUUUCGGUCUGAUUGUAUUUCCAUGAAGAAAUGAUCAUAAAUGUUCUUCCUUGAGCUGCGGCACCCCGCUGAAUAAAUUUCACAACAAUUGAAGCAAAAUGCAACACAAGGCUGCCAAACGUGAUGACUCAGCUCACAGAAAAACAGGAAAGGAGUGGAGAGAUUCACAGACUUCAUAUCUGACAUAAAGAGAAUCCAAAGACGUUUGUUGUGAAAUCACUUUGUUCACUUUAGUGGUAAAAAUAUGAGAUUUAAGAUACAAACUAAUAUGAGACGGUGUCCAUCUCUUAGCAAAAUGUUGUUUUUGAUCGAAUGUAAAGGAUAAUUUAAAAAGCAGGUCUUUUCACCUCUAAAUUGGCACAAUUCAGUUAGAGGGUAGAGAGAAGUUAGCUUUAGUUUAAUCAGAAUUCACCAAAACAGAGAGCUCUAAAAUGUCGUUUAUACAUUUAUUUUUCUAUUAAACCUUCAGAAGGUGCAGAAACUGAAUCAGGAGUGGCUGAUCUGACUGAUUUAACUGACGGAGAUUAUUAUUUUUUAAUAGUUGGAAAGAUUCUCAAGAUAAUAUUGACAUGAAUUAAAGAAAUGAACUCGUUCCCUGGUGUUGAGAUCAGGCUGUGAUACUAAUGUCUUUUUUUAUUCUUUAAACUUCCACCUGGUAUAACUCGUGUUUCUGGUCGUGUGUGUGGGGCGGGGAAUCACACAAUCAUUCAUGGUUUAUUACUCAAUACAUUCCCCAGGUGAUGAAAAAACUUACAGCAGCAGUCCUGAGAGAAACGUCAAACUGUAAGACGAGGAUCGAACUAAACGUCACGAUACCUGAUGGACUGAGGAGUUAAAAAUGACCCAAAAAUAUCAAGUUUAAGUCAUUAACCACCUCUAACGAGUGAGCAGGAUCCAAUAAAACCAUCAGAGAUUACACACAACUGCAGACAGGGUACAGUAAAGGGUUGUUGAGUCAUUUCCUGGUAAUGAGGAAGCUCUUCUGCUCAAUCUGGUGCCAAUAAACUCUCAGGCGGGAGGCGGGAAAAUCUCUACCGCCAUUGUUAACCAAAGAGGUCGCGUCCUAAAGAAGUCUAAAGGCUCUCAAACGAGUUUCCUCUGCAGGAGGAGGCUCGAACCUUUACGACAUGAUCAGGACUGAACUGUAGGUUAAUGAUAAACAGCAAACAGAGACUUAUAAAAACCCACUCAAGGAAAUCUUUAAAUGAGGAGGACAUCAGUGUUUUAUAUUUGCCGGUAGUCCCUCCUCCUGACAUGUCUCUGGAUCAUGUCUCUCGCUCUAUCCUCAUAUUCGCCGUCUCUCUGCAGCUCUCUUAUCUAAUUAAAGCAAGAAAAUAAAUGUCUCUAUCAAACAAGAAGGUGAUGCAUUAAUUGUGUGCAUGCAGUGACGGCUUACACGGAUCAUUUAGGGUGGAAUCAGAAGUUGUUUUGUGUCUGGAUCUAAAAACAAAUAAACUCUGAAAAACCAGAGUAACAAGUUACUCAACAAGUAACAAGUUAAUUAUGUCACAGGAGAAACUCUGCGGUCCAACAAAGAAAAACAUAUAUAUGCAUAUAAAUAUAUCAGUAUCAGUUAGGGGUGGGAGAAUAAAUUGAUUCAAAUAACGUAUCGCGAUUUUUAGUUUUCCAAUUUUUAAAUCGAUUUUUAUGUUCAAAACUCUUUUUUUUUUUUCACAUUGCGUGCAAAGACCGUGUCCUGAGCCUCUUCCUGUCAUCUCCAGCCUCCAGCUUCACAAGGACGAGAUGAAACAUCAUAUUUUUCUCUGGUUUUGCUGCAGGAGGGUCAGAGUAAAAUACUAAAAUAGUGUCUAAAAUACUGUGUUUGAAUAUUUCACUGACGUAUUUUAAUAAUUUUUAAGACCAUAAACACUUUGUGCACAUUUUACACCUGCUGCAGGCAGGAGCAACUCUUUAUUUAUUUAUUUAUUCAUUUAUUUUCCCCCUAAACCUUUAUUUCAGUUCCUCAACAAUGACAAAAACAUAUUAUUGAACAUGAGGUUAACUACAUUCAUUUCAGAGGAAUCAAAACUUUGAAAAAGAAAGAAAAACAAAAAUUCAUAGUCCAGCAAACAAAAAUACAUAAGUUAGAAUUAGGGCUGGACGACAUGGGAUAAAGUCUAUCAUGAUGUAUAUUUUUCAUAUCAGUAGAUAAAGUUAAAGUGCUAUGGUUGGGUGUAGCUGCUGUGUGCUACGACAACAUUAGGACUGAUUACUCUGCACAUGAUCACAGGAACACUCGUCAGUGUCUGCUGGGUUUGAUCAGGCUGGUGGACACCUGUUUCAGUUCCUGAUCAGUAACUUCAGCAGCUGUCUGUCUGUCUCUGCGGUUCGAUGGAGUCUGUGCGUCAUCGUACCACACGCAGUCGUUUCCUCAUCAAACUCUCUCCUCCCGCAGAGUUCUGGGGAGACAUCGCCAAAGACUUCUUCUGGAAGACCAAACACUCGGGUCAGUUCCUCGACUACAACUUCGACGUGACCAAAGGACAGAUUUUCAUCAAGUGUAUGGAGGGAGCGACCACCAACAUCUGCUACAACCUGCUGGACCGCAACGUCCACGAGAGGAAACUGGGCGACAAAGUGGCUUUCUACUGGUCAGUGUGAAGCUCUGAUGAUGAGUGUGUGUGUGCGUGUGUGUGUGUGUGUGUGUGCGCGCGCAGACUCUCACCACAAACACAGCAGUGGUUUGAAAGCAGAACAGCAGGUGUGACGGUUUGAAGUUUGUGGUUUUAUGAUGAAAAAAAAAUAUCAGCUGCAUGAGUGGAUUUAGGAGCAACACUCACAACAACCAAACAGACACAAAUACACACAGACACACACAGAGGUGACCCGUCUCUGGACCUUCUGAGCUUCGAUCAGGAGAUGGACUCGAGUUUUUCUCCCUGCAGCUCUUAGAGAAAAAGACAAAAGAGGAAGGACGAGGCAGCUCCAUUCAUUCGAUCUGCUGCUGUUCAAUCCUGUUAUUGUGUUGGCAGAGGAGACCCCCUCAUCACAAAGGACACACACACACACACACACACACACACACACACACACAGGCUUUAAAGGGAUAUUCCAGCGUAAAAUAAAAAUAGGGUCAAACCCACCAUAACACCGAGUCAGACGCCCCUCCAGAGAGGUGGAUGAAGUUACGUUUCGAUCAGUCGUUGCUGAUAAAGACGUUUCUUUCCUGUUUCCGGUCUGUUUACAUUUUCCGUUACUAUGCGCUUCACAUAGCAACGGUUAAUCUGAUUGGUUGUAGGUUUGCGUGUCUUCCUGGACAAAUGAAGUGACUUAAAUGUUUGCAGACUCUUUCUCCGAGGUGAAAUAACCCAGAUUACUAACUGAUCUACUUUAAUUUUCACACUGCGGUGACGUUUUUAUGACUGAACAGAAUCAUGAGACGAACUUCACGACUCCAGAAUAUUCCUGAAUAUUUCCCUGAAGUAUAUCCGCUCAUAUUUCCGCUCAGUCUCCUUCUAAAGAUCCUCCUCUCUGUUUUGAGCAUCACUCCUUUCUACCGCCUCGCUCUCCUCUCUCCUCUCUUUGUGUCACUCGCCCCCCGGUUACUGAUCCGUCCUGAAAGGAGAGAGGAGCGUACACGGGACCUUUCUGCAGCGGGGUUAUCCAGGGAGAGGACGGGGAAGUGAAAACGAGGAUUGGAUAAAAGCUGAGAUGACUUUAAUCUGCAGAAAAAGUCUCAAAGUUUAGACGAAUCUUCAUAUUUUCUCUAUAAAUCCGUUAUUUUGAUCUUAGUGUUUGUGUUUUAAGAUGUAAUUUCCCUUCAGCGAGAACCUAAAAUAACUGAUAAUCAAACUCUUUAUUUUUCUGCCUGUUAGCUCCGACAUGAAUCGAGUCGUUGUUACAGAAAUACUCCAGUUUGAACCCAGAUCAAGUCAGAUUUAUGAAAAGUUCCCAAACUUUGAUUUUCUGCUCAUCAUCUUAUCAUCAAACCAACUUCGUUCAGCUUCAGAUUAACGUGGCGAGAAAUGAUGGUUUCCAGUUUGGAUUAGUUUCUCUUUCAGUUUUCAAGACAGUGAGACAGAAAGAGUCAGAGAUUACAGAGUGCCAGGAGAUUAAAACAAAGUGUAAUAACGUCCCAGUCCUUGAUUCUCUGGUGUUUUCUGAAUAAGACAUUACUUCAUGGUCUUAUUUAUGCAUGCAGAGUUCUCCAGGUAGGUUUCAGAGGGAGCGUUAGAAAAGCAGGACUAGUCUUUGUCUUCGAGCCCCUUUUAUUCAAAGACACGACCCUGCAGCCAACAAACCCUGGCUGACCCGGUUUAAGAGAAAUUAACAUGCAGAGAUCGGUGUCCUCCAGCCUCCAGCCGAGACGUUUGUUCACUCAGAGUUUGAUUAAAAACACGAGGAGCUGUCGUGUGUUCGAGUCAUCCAGGUAAACGCUGGUGUUUGUCGGUUUAAUGCGUCUCUGGAAGAACUUCCUGUUCACCUGCUGAGUCUCAGUUUCACUGUAGAUAACGUGUUGUUACUCAGGCUGGACUUGAAAAAUGGAAGUAAUUCUGUGUGAGAGGUUCGGACCGUAGAUGGAGCAGGAAACGGGAAGAGAGAGACCCGCAGACCUGGAACCGAGCCCGGGUCUUCUCCUGCUGGAGAGAGAACCCUCCAUAGAUGGGUCAGAACCAGCUGUGCACCAAACCAAAGAGGAGAAGACGACGACUUCUUUAUAGUUUGUUUGUUAAAAGGAAGUCAGGUCCGUCAUUUCUGAGGCGUCCCAGGAGGUCAGGAGAUCCAAACAAUCAUUGGCUCUCAUGUCACGGUGUCACACACACACACAGACACACACACACACAGACACACACACGGUGCUGUUCUGCCCUACAGGCUCUGACACCUCUGAGAGGAGCAGACAAGAUGUGGAAAUAUCCUACUUUGAAAUAUCAGCGUGUAAAUUACGGAUCUUAAACCGAUCCUGAACUGAAACCGGGUCCUAGUUGUUGUAGUUUUGAUUCUUGGUCCCCUCCCAUUAAAGGUGAGGUAGUCAGGAUCUGACCAAUCAGGUUAGAGGAGGUGGAGAACGCUCAAAAAUGUUCAAAUGUUGACGACACAGACAUAAGAGAACACAGAGAUAUCGAUAUAUUACCAAAUAAUCAAUAACUAAUAACUAUUGACUGAUAUUAGAAGAUGCUUCUUUAACAGAUUCCUGCCUUCACCACCUUUAACUCAUCAUCUCUAAAUAAAAGCCCUUAAAUAGAAGCAUAGAGUGUCAUGAACCCUUCAAAAUAAAAGCAUGCCGUCUGGGUUGUUCUCUCUUGUUCUUCACGGCUCGGUGGAAACCCCCCUCUCCCCGCCUGAAGCUGAUCUUGUCUCAGAGACAUUUUCAUUCAUUUCCUUUAUUUAGUUCCAUUUAUAAACUCGACGUUUAUUUUUAGAAAUGUCCUCGGAGUAAAGUCAGUGUGUGUCUGUGAAGGUCCCGUUUAAGCCCACAGUGUAGAGAUGUGUUUGAGUGACCUGUAUUUUUAGAUGUGUGUGUGUGUGUGUGUGUUUUAUAAGGGUCCAUGUGUUGUUAUCACUCUCAACAUUUCCAGAUAGGAUAGGUAGCUGGCGAGACGACCUUGUUCUAGAUUCCAGCGUGGAAAAUAGUCACACCAGCGUUUUUUUUAACAGGGUGAGACAGACUCAGAGUUAAAGACACAUCAGUCAGAGCGUUUACAAUCGGACUAAAAUCAUAAUUCAUUAUUUUCUCUGAAUCUUUUUCUCGAGUGUCAUGUAAACGUACGGCGUUAAAUAGAAUAAAUGAUCAGUACAGAUUAUUGACUCCAAUAAUCCAUAAUCUGUCGCCCCUUAUUUAAGAUGCUGUCAUUCAGGUUGGGAUCCUGAUAAUUAAACUCCUCCUGCAGCGUUUACGUACCUCUGCCUUUAUAGAAGUGUGCUCACGUUAAAUAUUCAGGAUUUACUUAUUUGAUUUAAUGUAAGAAAGUCCGUUAGCGACUCUUCCUGAUCAGAAGUUUGAGUUUUAAAAAGUUCAGACUAGGAGACAGAGCUGAGUCUGUGAGCAGUGAACUCUUCCUGUUUCCACACAUGGGGACUCAGAUUAGACCGGACUCUGAGGUGGACCCGUGUGGACUCGAAGGGUCCACUCAAACUCCAGCUGAGGAACGGCUUCACGGCGCUGUCAGUGAUUCUGUGAAUGUUACGCCCAUCGCCUGUCGGUGCCAAGUGGGUCACAGAGACCUUUCAGCUAUGUGAGCUGUCCUCACACACACACACACACACACACACACACACACACACCCCUCACACACUCACAGUUUACUGGAAAAACACAGAUACAGUGUGGGCUGUUGAGAAACUCUGCUGGCUCUCACACUCAGACUCUCUCAGCUCCACUUUGAGUUUUAUAGAUUUUGUAACUCUUGUUUUUAUGAUUUCAUUUUCUCCAGAACUCUGAGGAACCCUGUGUGUGUCUGUGUGUGUCUGUGUGUGUGUGUUUGUGUAGCAUGAUUUUAUGCAGGGAAACACACACAAACAUGAGUCAUCGUACAAACACUGUACUUUGUGUUUCAUUUGUACUUUGUAAAGCGACGGGGUGACUUUUAUUCCGUAUUUAACCCUAAAACCUCCCAGCUUUAGUUUUCUGUUUUUGCUCCGUCUGUUUCACCUCAAUCCUUUCAAUCACAGCAAAUAUAAACACAUCUUUAUUUUCAGGAGGACCUCAGCUGUCAGUUUAUGGAGCAAAAAUGAUGUAAAAUAAAUGAGACAGUAGAUUCAGAAUCAAAGUCAACCAAAAAACAAAAACAGAAACUGAUCCCAACAGAACUUUACUCCAAAAACACAUAAAUCUACAGUGACCAAGCCUUUUCUCACCUGACCAUCAUUCUCUCAAGUCUUGUCUAUCAGGAGAAGAAAUAUUGGGAUUGGAACAAACACACAACAGAAACUAUUGACAUAUUUACACUCAUUCUUCCAGGCGUUUUUGACUGUUUACAGUUGUUUCUGCCGCUCCUUGAAGCAGUUCCUGUCUGGGAUGAGACAGAGGACCACAUCAUACUGCUCAGAAUCUCUUCUUUACUUGUUUCCAAACACUGAGGGAACAAUAGAAGCUGAGAGUUAAAGAGCUUGGACCUGAUCUUUGCAGGAGAAGAUGAGAGUUAAAGAGCUUGGACCUGAUCUUUGCAGGAGAAGAUGAGAGUUAAAGAGCUUGGACCUGAUCUUUGCAGGAAACGAUGAGGGCCAAAGAGCUUGGACCUGAUCAAACAGACAUUAAAAUAAACCUGCAUUUAUUUGACUGAGGGAGGAAGUGCAGUUUAUGAAUCUUUAGGAUCCAGUUCUCUAAGGGUAUGAGAAGAAUAUGAGACCACGUAAUUGGCCGAAAGUUUGAUGGAAAAAGACGUCAUCAAAACAGCUCGUCAAACCUGGAAGACAUUAGCAGCAUUUAGCGAUAGUGAUCUUUUUUUUAUCACCUUAAUCUGAUCAAUAAUCCUGUUUUCACUGCAGAUUUACCAUCAAACGUCUCUGAUCAAACACCUGUUUUUGUGGCUGGAUUGUAAACCUUGUUGCAGGUGUAGAAAUGUCUGGAAACCCUCGAUAGAUCGCCAAAAGGGUAAACUUUAGAACGGUUUUUAUCCCGUAGAGAUACACGGAAUAGUUCCUGAGAAACUGUCAACUAUAUUCAUGGAGCCACGUGGGAUCGACGGCGAAAUCAAACAGUGAUGCUGGUGCGGUUACAUUAACACGCUCAAAAUGUUCAUUAUUUUCAAAAUAAGAAAAGAAAAUACAGCUCAGUUAUAAAAACGAUGCGGUUAAAUCAGUAAGACUGAAAGUACAAAAGUACAAAAACAGAGGGUGAAUAAUAAAGUGAGGAUUUAUGAUUUACAGUGAAACUGAGACCUCCCAGAAACAGAACGAUCAGGCACGUCUCAGUGGACGUAAUGACAUAUUCAGAGGGACAAAUGUGUCUCCUUCAUUUGUCUCUGUAAACAAUGUCACACACUCAAACGAGUCCCGGCUGGAGGCUGUUUAUGGCGAGCUGUUGGCGGUCAUUCCCGGAGGCGUACAUAUGUUCCUGUGAAAUGACAGCAGACGGGAUCAGAGGUUAAAAAUAUCAGGAUUUAAAACUAUAAUCAAAUUUAAAGACAGUCACAUGUGGGCGGAGUCAGUCCACAUGUGGGCGGAGUCAGUCCACAUGUGGGCGGAGUCAGUCCACACAGCUUCAUCACGUAUUUAACCUCCUCUUGUUUCAUGGUGGAUAUCGGAGCUGUAAUAAUAAACUCAGAACAAUAAAACUGUUCAGGACAUGUUCACACUCACACUUAUGACAAAAUAAAACAUCAUAAACCACGUCAGCAUCUAUUCAUCUGUACAGUGAGUCUGCGCUGAGCUCUGUCAGUCUGUGUGUUCGCUCAGAGUUCACCCACUUCAGCUGAAGUUACACAUUAGCUUUUUAGAGCCGUCCCUCCUCGCUGUAAAACUUGAACUCUUUGUCCUCAUGUUGAGACUGUUUCUUCUCUCCUAAUGCACACGCACUCCAGCAGUGACUCUGAGCCGUUUCUCCCUCAGGUGCUCUCAGACCUCAUGUCUUGAGCUCUUUUCUUUGCUUUCAAGUAGUAUUUGUUGUUCAUGGUAGAAGAGGACAAACUGAGAAACUCACAGCUGCAGAAAAUAAAGAAUUACUCAUGAAUGAAGUUGGAUCGGCACCUGGAAGGACACAAAACACCAACCAUCCUGAUCCAGACCAUCCUGUUUAACCUUUAAAUAAAAGAAGAACCGCUCCGUCCCUUUAAAGUUUUAAAUCGUUGUUUACAACUUCGUCUGUCAAAUUUUUAAAACCCUGAUUUAUCGCUGAAUUUUAACUAAUGAAGUCCAGGUUAAAACCAUCCUCAGCAGUGUCUUAAUUUAGAGUUUAAAUGAAAGCAGUGAAGUGGACUCAUAGACUGUGUAUAUGGACAACUUGGUUCCUCCUUCAAUGGAUAAAUAAACGAAUCAGAAAAAAUCUUUAAACGACAUGAAAAACAAAAAGUGCUCUAAAACUGUUUUCUUUACUCGACUUAUUUACCAUCCUAGAGUAAGACCCUCACAUUCUCUCUUCUGUUUUUUCAUCUUCUUUUCUUCAUCUAAAAAGCUGCUUCAACACUUCAUACUCCAAGUAUCACCAAUGUGCCUCAAUGUUUGUAUUUUUGACCGAAAAUAAAACAUUUACAAAAAUAAAAACAAACUUGGUUCCUCCUUCCACCAGUAUACGGAUUCGAGGCCGAAAAGUUCUCGGUAGUUCCGUGUAUUUCUCCACUUCCUGAAAACAACAUUGCGCAGUAGCGUUGAAGCGCUCCACCACUUGCACAGUAGCAUUGUACGCAUUCGGCGUAGAAUAUUUACAGUCUAUUGGUGCGUUCCAGUUGUACUCAGAAGUCGGUGUAUCUGAGCUCCGAAUCAGAAAUUCAUCUGGAACGCCCCCCUGAAGUCGGAUUUCUGACUUGGAUUUGACGACAUCGUCAUAAUCCAAGAUGGCAGCGUAUCAACAGUAAAGAGUAACAGUAAAAGCUCCAUGAUGCGAAGAUUGCGUAGCUCACCUGGGGGAUACGCUGUUUUAGUGGAGCAUCAUCACAGCGACUCUCCCGCCGAACACGUACAAAGCUACUGCGCAAUGUUGGUGUCAGGAAAUAGAGAAAAUCGUGGAAAUACUGAGAACUUUUCGGCUUCAAAUCUGUAUACAGGCGGAAUAAUGUAUACAGUCUAUGGUGUAAAAGACAACUUUUCUGAAAACGUAUUGAUGUGAGAGUGAAAUGUCCGUUUAUGAAACUAGCCGGGUACGUGUAAACGCUGUCUAGAUGUCUAGAUGUGGAGUGAUAACUUUCAGGGAAAAGAUGAUUUAUGGUGCGGUCGUAGAGAAGGAUUUGGAGCACAGAGUCGAAGAAACGCAGCUCUGGAGCGUCUCUCCUGUUUGUCCGUCAGGUUUGAGUUUGCUGACUGUGAUGCUCAGAGACGAGCUCGUAAAAAAACAUGCCUGUAAUUUAAUCAUCUAAAGAGGCAGAGCUGUCACAGCCCAUUCAUUUCUCUGUCUGCUCUCCAGACACAGCCAUUAAUCUACAAGUCCUUCCCCUGCGAACUCGGCGUGUGUGUGCGUGCGUGUGUGUGUGUGUGUAUGUGAGAGAGAGAGUGUGAGAGAGCGAGAGAGAGAGUCGGCCUGAUGUAACCCCGGAGGAGGAGGAGGAGGAGGAGUCUUUUGUAAGCCUGUGGUUCCCUAAACGCUCAGGAUGGUUUUCUGUUGUGAAAAAGAGGAAAGUUGAGCUGAGAUGAGUUUCACAAAAGUUUGUCAGUUUAUUUUGUAAUUGUGGAUUUUUUUUUUAAAGGCGUGUGGUCAGAGAGGUGACACAUCAGGAUUAACCUGCUCAGGUCAUCCUGCUGCAGGGUUAAAGAUAAACUACUGGACCCUUCACAUCCUCCAGGCUGUUUACUGUGUUACUUUAAGUUAAUGUUUGAAAAUACAGAUGCUAAAAAAGGUUUGAACGUGGGUUUCUGAUGGUAUUUAACGGAUAUGUUCACUGUUGUCCCUGGAGGCCUUAAUAACAGACCCCUGAGAGGUCAAGUCUAAUGCAUGGACCCUCUCAAAGUACACCAACAGGCUGAUAGUUUCAUGAAGUAUUUAACCGUUAGUCAGUAAAUCUGCAGUUUGAUCAGUGUGAGGUCAUAAAAACUGAGGUGUGGAUUUAUAAAACAUCUGUUUUAUUCACGAGAAGCUAAAAUCUCUGAUUCUAUAACUGCAGCUCAGUCUGGAUUAACUCUCUUUCCAUCAGUCUAGUUUCUCUCUCAUUUAAGAGCGUCUUAAUUUCUUUAUUUACAAGUUUUUAUUUCUCCUAAUUGGUUGAAUUUCUUCUUUAAUCUUGACUCCGCCCCCUGACUCUGAGCAGACUCACUUUCUGACCCGUUAACUCCAGAAUAACCAUCGUCGUGUUUUUGUCCGAUGUUUCUCUCAGGGAAGGUAACGAGCCCGGAGACGAGCUGACGGUGACGUACAGAGAGCUGCUGCAGAGAGUCUGCCAGUUUGCAAACGUCCUCAAGUCUCAGGGUAAAACCACCUGAUCUGAAAUCAGAGCGACCACGUGUCCACCUAUAUAUCCAGUCUUCAGUCUUUUCUGAUUCUGUGUCCGUGCUCGUGUUCAGGAGUGAAGAAGGGCGACCGUGUGUCCAUCUACAUGCCCAUGGUGGUGGAGCUGGUGGUCGCCAUGCUGGCCUGCGUUCGUAUUGGAGCCGUUCACUCCAUAGUGGUGAGUCUCCAUGUCCGUGCACGGUGGAGGAUCGGAUGAAACAGAUCCAAGAGUUAAUUUUAGUUUUUUUUCUGUGUUUCCAGUUUGCAGGUUUCUCUGCUGAGUCUCUGUGUGAGAGGAUCAUGGACUCGCAGUGUUCGCUGCUCAUCACAGCAGGUGGGAUCAUCCAGAGAAACACGAUUAACCAUGAAAAUGUCACUUAGACACACAGAGAUUCAGUUCAGCUUCUAACCUGAUAGGACUGUCUCUGCACUGUCUCUGUCUCUACUUUAACUCUACAGAGAACUGGUCCCCUCCUCUCUUGUUUUUAUCGUGUUUCAUGAACACGUUUGGAGCUCGGACCUGUAAUCAAAGUGUUAUGAGCUGGAUUACAGUCUGGAGAUAUAAACCAGUUAAUCCACCGGGGUCAUGGCCUCUCACACACACAGACACACUAAUGUAGGCGGAUCGUAGAGUCUUUUCAUACACUUUUAUUUAUUCUUAUAAAAGAGAAAAAUGUUAAACUCUCUAAACUUCUGUUUUUUCAGCUGCUUUUUGGCUCAUAAAUACUCGACCGUUAACAAAACUUGUGUUUCAUAUUUUAUAAUUUUCAUAACUGUUUUCUUCAUUGUCUUGUUAGAAAAUUUCAGUCUGAGUUCUGAUUCACUGCAAAAUACAAAAUAUCUCCAUAAAGUUUGGAUUAAAUCUCAGAUUUCAGGCGAUCAAAGAGAUUUUUUUCUCUUUUCAGCAGAAGUUUCUAAAAUCUUUGCUCUCUUAUCAAACUUUAAAAGUGACAGAAAAUGCAGAAACUUUUUUUUUUCUUCAGUAGAAUUAAUGUUUGACAGUAUGUUGGUUUAAAUAAACCAACACUUAAAGGUUUCUGCUGUGAUUUUGGAUCAUUUAUCAGUAAGAUUUGACUUAAAUCUUUUCUUGACGCUCUUUAACAUCCAGACUUAAACAGAAACCCUCUCUGUAAUAUUUCUACUCCAACCUGCUGUGACCUUGAACCAACAGAUGCUCUUUUUCAUUUUAACGAUCAGACAGUAAACUGAAUCUGCUCUCCUCGUUCACCUCCGUUUGUGUCUCUCCUUCAUUCAGAUGGUUUCUAUCGGGGAGAUAAGCUGAUCAACCUGAAGGUCUUAGCUGAUGAAGCCAUGCAGAAAUGCAAAGACAAGUAAGCUGUCCACACACACACACACACAAACACACACACACACACACACUAGAUACAGAUUAUUAUAUUAUUACCCUUUCAUUCCUGUUUAUUAGGAGCUCAGUAACAGCCUCCCUCCUCUCAGGGUUGAUCUACAGAAAUGAACACGAAAACACAAAAACCUGUUCUUCAAGUGAAAUAAAGAAACAAGAAUAUUUAAUUCAUUAAAUAUCAUUAAAAAUUAUUAAAGUUUCCCACAGUUUUGAUCAGAAGUUACAUCCAGCUGAACUUCAGGUCUGUUUGAGUCUUUGUUUGAUACGAGGACAUUAGAUAUGAAAGUUUGUUUCUGUUCUGAGAUCAGCCGCUCUGAACUCGAUUAUUAAACAGGUGGAAUUAAAUCAACUGUCUGCAGCAGGUAACGCGUCUGCACAGUCUCUCUGUCUAAGAUUUCAUUACAGAAAUCAAAUCUAAUUUCCCCUGGAGCUGACUCAACUCAACUAAACUGUUUUAUGUUAUAGAACCAGCAGGGGGCGACUCAGCUGGUCGCAAAACUGAGUCUAACCCCCAAUUUUUACAGCAACCGGAACAGCGGUGAUUUUCGCCAUCUGCCAGUUCCUUCCAGAUCUGUUUGUGAGGUGAAUUUCGUGGCAGAUUCACGUCCAAUCGCUUGAUAACCAGUUGUCUCUAUAAAGACAGACACAUAGACAUAUAAGCAGUAGAUUGUGUCUUUCCAGAGGAGGAAAUCUACUUCUAGACUUCUAGAAUCAAUCAAAUUUUUUUUUUUGAAGUUUCUGGUCUCAGUCUUUAAGUCCAGGUCUUGUUCAGUUCAGUGCUUCAGUCCGAUGUGUCUCUCUGCAGAGGUUUCCCCAUGGAGAAGUGUAUCAUGCUGAAGCAUCUGUCCAAAGAAGCUGAAGAAUCUCCUCAGUCUCCUCCUGCCAAACGUGCCUGUCCGGAUCUGCAGGUAAAACUCAAACUGACAGAUCCUGACGUCUCUGUGAAGAACUCUCUGUUCAUUUUUAUUUUAUUUAUUUUCUAUUAAACUCAUCCUGAAAAUCUCCUCUUAUUAUCCGGUUCAGUUUCUUUUUGGGGCGACUCUGUUUUCUUUUAACUUUGUGUUCUUUGAUUUGAGGUUUGAAGGUUUUUAACCGCUGUCCCGCAUUAACCUCUCCUUCCUCCUCCUCCUCCUCCUCCUCCUCCUUUCCCAUCCUGUCCAGCAGGAGAAACAGACAGACAGAGUAAAGAAAACACGUCCUGUUCCGCAGGUAUUUUCAUGCCUUCCUCCCUCCACUAAAUCCUCAUAACACCUUCGGUUUGGUUUUUUCUUUCAAAGGGGAAUUUAAGAUCUCUGCUGUGCGGUAAAAACAACAAACGCACUUUUAAAGUUGAUUUUAGUGUCAAAUGAAUAUCUGAAUGUUAAAACAGAAGAGUCUGUGAUUUAGUGUUUUUACCAGCAUCAGCAGGUUGUUAUUCCAGAGGUUUUCAACAGUCCAGGUUUGCAAACAUGAGAGGGCGUCUUUAUGUUAAUGAACUUAGUUUAUCUAAAAUCUACUGACAGAUUUCGAUGUAAAUCGCCUCAGCUGACAGUUUAUAGAGUUAAUAGAGACGCUUUAUUCUGUAAAAGUGUUUCUUCAGAUCUUUUUCAAACUGUCUGAAAUCUCUGGAAUAAAGUGUAAAUUCUCAGUGAAGGUGGAUUAACUCUGCUCUCUCUCUCUGAAACACUUUCACUCUCUCACCCUCUGACUCUGCUCUGGCUGGAGUCGAUCACCUGUGUGUCGAUGGUUGUUCACAGCUGCUCCUCUCGACUGUUUUAAUGCUUCUCUUGCUGAUGUUACUGAAAUCACACUUCUCUCCUUAACUCUCCACGAGUCCGGAGGAGUCAGAGCUCUGUUGUCGUCGUCGUUGUGACUGACUUAGAUCGGAGUUUCUGUUUCCAGAACGACGCCUUAGUUUCUCAGACAGGAAUUUGAGAAUUAGAAAUUAAAAGUCUGAGAAAGAGUCUUUAGGUUUUUGAAAAUAAAGUCCAACUGUCCUUUCAACGAAGAACUGGAAAUCAUAGAUGCUGCAUCCUCAGUUUUAGACAAGAUCUCCAGGUUUAGGAGCAACAUCUGCGCCCAUCCAGACAAAGAAUUUUUUCAGGGACGACCUUCAGAUGAUCCUAAACCACAUUCUGACAACAGUUGAAAUGUGGAAUGUCGAACUUUAUGUGAUCAGCUGAGGAGUCCGGCGAUCCGCAGAGGAACGGAAAGAAGUCGGUGUAAAUUGACACGUUAACUUGAAUGUUUACGAUCAGCUACAAUCGGAGGAUACGACCUUUUAGGAGACCAUCAGGAUGAAGGUGGAGAUUAGGGGUUACCGUAACCCGACCAUUGAAUGGCACUCUUUAGCUCGGUCAUGAUUUUCUAUAUUUCCUGGUCCUUCUAAGACAAAGACGGAGCUGCGUGUCCACUUUGUCUAAAACACUCUCCCAACUGUCCGAGUCGUCUAAUUUUACGUUUUUAUACGAGACGGUGUUUUCGUGUCUUUUUCGUGUCUUUUUCAUGUGUUGUAAAACUAAAAAUAUUUUGUUUUUUCUCCGUUUUGAAGAAUGAAACGUGUCCUGAUGCAGUUACAGACGCAGAGCCCUGAUUCCUCCUCCGCUCUCACCGUCUUUGAGACGUUCGUCUCUCAGAGUCGUUGGUUUUAUUUCAGUCGACUCUGAUCUCUGUCGUCAGUCCUCUCCUUUUUCUCGUCCGUCACAGAGCAGACUUCUUCUCCUCCCUCCUGUUGCAUGCACAGAUUGAAGAGAAUGGCUGUUAUAAUAAAACCACAAAGCUCUGCCAGCAUCGAACUGCCUUUAACACGACUACAGCUCUGUCUGGAUUCCUGCUCAUUUAAGAGAAGUGCAUCAUGGGGGAUGUUCCUCCGUGUGAGUGAUGUGGCGUAGAAAUCAGACCUGGGUUGAUUUAGUGUUUAAUCUCCAUUUUCUGGACCUGAUUGAUCGUGUUUGUUUGAUGAGAUUGAUCCGUAAAGUGUAAACCCGUCGCUCUGAGACAAACGGAGGCACUUAAUGAGAUUAAAAGAUUCUGUGGAGUCGUGAUUUCUGAAGCAGCUCAACGUUUCUGCCCUCCAUUUCAUUCACUUGUGCUCAGUGUGGCUCAGACUGAACGUACGUUUGAAGACAUGUUGGAGUUUUGAACCCAGCUCUGAUUUCUACAAGAUGAACAAGUUACAACAAUCGAGACGUGUUUGUAACUUUUCUAACCCCUCAGUUUUUACCUCGUUCACCAUAAUCGACUCUUUUCUCUUCUUUUCUUUCUCUCCUCACUUUUUUAUCAAACUAACUUUCUUUGACUUUUAAACGUUUUCUUUAGAUUGUGGAAAUAUUUUGAUUUGAUGGUUGAUAAACGGGAUAUCUCUGUGUGUUUUUGCAUGUUUGUGUGCACGGCUGUGGCUUUUUUUCUGUGUGUGCAUCUGUGUGUGUGUGUGUGUGUGUGUGUGUGUGUGUGUGUGUGUGUGUGUGUGUGUGUGUGUGUGUGUGUGUGUGUGUGUGUGUGUGUGUGUUUUGAUCUCAGGUGCCCUGGAACCCUGAGGUGGAUCUGUGUUGGCACACUCUGCUACGUGGAUCUUCAGUCGAGUGUGAACCAGAGUGGUGCGAGUCCGAAGAUCCGCUCUUUAUCCUCUACACCAGCGGCUCCACCGGCAAACCCAAGGUAGAGUCGGCGUCUUCACAGCUCUGAGAACGACUGCAGGCUGAGUUCAUCUGUCAAAGCAGCAGGAGGAAGGACUGCAGACCUCACAGACGAAAACACAUUCUGCAGGACGAUUUACUGUCCCACAAAUUAUUGACCAUAAACAACAUUAAUGUCUAAACCAAAAUAGCCACUUAUGUACUGUUAGUAUAUCAUAAUAAUGCGAGAAAACCCUUUCUUUUUUAUUAUUAUUUUUUCAAUUAUUUUUAUGAGUACAUUCAGUUUUUCAAAAAUACCUGUAAGGAGUGAAAUGAAGGAAAAGAACUAGAAGAGAACAGGAAAGGAAAGGCACAGAUGGAAAAAUAUACAUACAAAUAAAUACUGGUACAUAGUAGAGGAUAAAUAAAUAGAUGAUCAAUGCAGACCGACGCACAGAGUGAACUCUCAUGUUAUCCAGCGUGUUUGAAGACGAGGAAAAAAAAUACAGGCGCGCACACGGCGAUAUAUCGAGGCGGGAAAAAUUAUUGAGUUCAUUUUGAUUUAUCGUGCAGUUACUGUAUUUUUCGCACUAUAUAGCCAAACAAAACAGUCAGAUAAGUCAAACUCAUUUAAUAACUCCAGAAGGAUUCUAAGUGUGCCUUAUGGUGCAAAAAAUACGGUAAUUGGUUUAUUGAUUAUCGUCCCAGGCGUCAUAGAAAGUGUAAAAACAGAUGCUGAUAGAAGGAGCUGUUGUGACGUGGAAAUCAUCAUAUUUUUAUCAUGUUUUGGCCUCAUUUUUUUACCUUUAUCCCUCUCAAAACACACUCAGCACUUUGUACAUGGAUACAGUUUCUAUUCUCCUCUGCAGGGAGUCCUCCACACAGUCAGCGGCUACAUGCUCUACACUGCCACCACCUUCAAACUGGUGUUUGACCACCAGCCUGACGACAUCUACUGGUGCACCGCAGACAUCGGCUGGAUCACCGGACACUCGUACAUCACAUACGGCCCUCUGGCCAACGGGGCCACCAGUGUCCUCGUGAGUACAUGAGUGUCUUUAUAUGUACAAAACACACAUCUGUAGGUUUGUCUCCAUGCUUAAACAACACCAGUAUAUAUACUGUGAACCUCAAGUGUGGACUGUUGUCUCAUCAACACUUUACUCCAGUUUCACUUUCACUAGUAUUUAAGAAAGUUUUAACUUAAAAUGACCCGUCUAAGUGUGUGUGUGUGUGUGUGUGUGUGUGUGUGUGUGUGUGUGUGUGUGUGUGUGUGUGUGUGUGUGUGUGUGUGUGUGUGUGUGUGUGUGUGUGUGUGUUUCAGUUUGAGGGCCUGCCUACUUACCCUGAUGUGAGCCGCAUGUGGGAGAUCGUGGAUAAAUACCAUGUGACCAAGUUUUACACCGCUCCCACCGCCAUCAGAAUGCUGAUGAAGUUCGGCAGCGAGCCCGUUCAGAAGUGAGUCAUCCGUGAUUAUUCUACACUUUUUCAUUUUUAGGAGUUUAAAUCGAAGAAUAAAGUUUUAUUUUUUGAAGAUAAGCAGAACAGGUGUGUGAGUUUUUGUGUGCAUGCAGGUGAGCAGAUAUCUGAAGUGUCUCGUCGCUCUCUCUGCAGGUAUAAGCGGGAGUCUCUGAAGGUCUUGGGGACUGUGGGAGAGCCCAUCAACCCUGAGGCCUGGCAGUGGUACUACAACGUGGUGGGAGAGAAGAGAUGUCCGAUAGUGGACACCUUUUGGCAGACAGAAACGGUGAGUUCACAUGAUCUUAAUUAUACACAGGGUUCUUUACGUGCUUUUAGUGCUGCAGGUACCAGGCCUUUAUAUGAGGCAGGUUUGUAAUAGGGGCAGGUCUUAAUAUCAAAGUGUCUCCGUGAUGAUGAUGAUAACAAUAAUGAUGAAGUGGUAAUAACAAAAAAAAAAUAAUAAUAAUAAUAUAAUAAUAAUAAUAGUAAUAAUAAUAACAAUAAAUAUUUAAUAAUAAUAAUAAAAAUAAUAAUAAUGAUGUUGAUAAUAAUUAUGAUAUAAUAACAAUAAUGAAAAAAAUUAAAUAGUAUAAUAAAAAUGAUAAUAAUAAUAAUAAUAAUAAUAAUAAUAAUAAUAAUAAUAAUAAUAAUAAUAAUAAUAUAAUGAUAAUGAUAAGGAUGAUGAUGAUGAUAAUAAUUAUUAUUAUUAUUGUUAAUGUGAUUAUUAUUAUUAUUGUCCCAAUAAUAAUAAUUAUAAUAAUAACAAUAAUAAUAUCCAUUAUAUUAAUAAUAAUGAUGAUGAUGACAAUGAUGAUGAUAAACUGAAUUUGUAUAGCACGUUUCUUAAACAGUUGAAUUUGUCUCCUAUCUGCGGGUUCAUGAGAAGCAGUGAUUACAGACUUUGUACUGUGCUGCCCCCUGCUGGACAGUCCAUCUAUUUGCACUUUUUAAAAAACAUUCUUGUGUUUCAGGGUGGACACGUGAUGACUCCUUUACCUGCUGCCACACCUAUGAAACCAGGAUCUGCUGUGAGUACAGAGAACACACCUGGUCUUUAUUUGGUCUGGUCUUACCUCUUCUUCCUGUCCAAACUAAGUCCUCGACGAGCCGGUCUCUGUGUUUCAGGAUUAGUUUUAUGAAUAGAUGUCACUGUUGUUUCUUUGAUCAAACAAAGGUAAAAGAAGAGGACACCUGUGCAAACGUCACACAGUCCUUUAACAUGACAGGGAUUCAAAGAUGUUCGUGUGUUUCUGUGACUCUUACAUGUGGAGUGUCAACAUGAUAAAAAAGAAACUCGACCUGUGACCUCUGAGAAAAGGUCAUUUUUAUGUCGAGUAAAUGACCUGUUUUUUUUGUUCCCCUGUCACGCAGACGUUCCCGUUCUUUGGAGUGGUACCAGCGAUCCUGAACGAGUCAGGGGAGGAGCUGGAGGGGCCGGGUGAAGGAUACCUGGUUAGUCUUCUCCCUCUACUCCUCCUCUCUUUCUUUCUCUUCUUUUUAAUCUUUUUUUGGUCUUUUUUCCUUGUUAACCUCCUCUAAUUUAGAUUCCUUUUUCCUUUUCCUUCUGCCUCUUCGUUCUUUACUCCUCGUUGUCCUUUCUUCUUCUCUUUUCUUUGGUAUCUCUUUGUUUUCUUCCCCGACAUUUUUAAUCUUCUUUCUUUUUGUCUUUCCCUCCUUUUCCGUUCUCUUCUUCGUUAUCGUUCCUCUCCUCCGGCUUCUUCUUCUCCUCUCAAAUAGAUCAUGUAACCUUCAUGUUUAACCUCCUUGUUUGUGCCGAUCUCUCUCCAGGUGUUCAAGCAGCCGUGGCCCGGUGUGAUGAGGACGGUGUUCGGAAACCAUCAGAGGUUUGAAACCGUCUACUUCAAGAAGUUCCCCGGAUACUACGUCACAGGAGACGGUGAGAAACGACACGCAGUUUCACUUCAGUGUUUUCUCCCUCUGUAGACUGUUUCUGGUACUGCAGCUCCCUCUCUCUCUCUUAUAUUGCUCAGUAUCAUCUUAAACUAUCUUCAUCCACAUAAUCAUAUUUUAAAUGUUUUAACGUCAGGCAUUAAAAGAGUGAAAGACAGGAAGAAAUAGAGGUCACCAAUAAUGUGUGUUUGAUGCUGAAACUAAUUUUUCGUCCUAUUUUUUAACCGACAGGUUGCCGUAGAGAUAAGGACGGCUACUAUUGGAUAACAGGGAGGAUAGACGACAUGCUGAAUGUCUCCGGUAAGACUGAGGGCGAAGGGUUGAAAACAUGAACAGUGUGUGUUAUCGAGAGAGAGAGAGAGAGAGAGAGAGAGAGAGAGAGAGUCCCUCCUUUUGUGUUAUUGAUAAAGUAAAUCAGAUCUUUGAGCUUCCUCCUCCUCCUCCUCCUCCUCCUCCUCCUCCUCUUCUUCUUCUUUCCCUCUCUGUUGAACCUCCAGGUCACUUGUUGAGCACAGCUGAGGUGGAGUCGGCUCUGGUGGAGCACGAGGCCGUUGCUGAAGCCGCCGUGGUCGGCAGACCUCAUCCUGUAAAAGGCGAGAGCCUGUACUGCUUCGUGACCCUCACAGACGGGGUGACGUACAACCGCACGCUGGAGGCGGAGCUAAAAAAACAGGGUCAGUGAAAUUAAGUUCUUAUGUGGGGUAAGAAAGAUCCAAAUAAAGGACUUUAGUGACUCAUGAGGCUGUUUCUGUUGUUAAUCUGUCGUCAGUGCGGGAGAAGAUCGGUGCCAUUGCAACACCAGACUACAUCCAGGACGCUCCAGGACUCCCCAAGACCAGAUCAGGUCAGGUUUGAUGAAGUCUUUAUCGGCGGGUGCAUCUAUGAAAAAAAAACAACACCACCUAACCCUAAAAAAGUUCUGACAAAGGUUUCUCAGCUGUUUUUAAUAGUUUUAAGUGUUCCUUAAUAUGAAACUGAAAGUUUAGUUUUCUUCUGUGUCAGCUGUUUUCUUUUCUUACCUGACAUGUUUCGGCGGACUCUUCCGCCUUCAUCAGUGUCACAUGAUGGUUGUGUGACACGUACUUUUGACAGCUGAUGAUCUGUGGUUUAAAGUUUAACCACUAGAAAGGUGUCAUUUUCACGAUCGUGUCCAUGAUGGGUAGGAGACACCUCGGGUAUAUAGGGUAAAAUUUUAUUAAGACAAAUAUUUUUUAUAUUACAAGUUUAGUCCAAUUUAUUUUUGAAUAUGUAAAUGAGGUAAUAUCUAAUUAAAUAUGCACUAAUUUACAGACAUUCACAGAACAAUGGAUAAAGCUCCUUUCAAACUUUGGGAAACUUGCGGAGGUGUACAGCCUUAUUUUUGUCUUCUUGAAAAGCUUAAAUGCAGCGUUAACUUAGUUAUAAUUGAUCAGCUCAUUAUUAUGGAAUAAUAGGGAUAAAUAAGGUGUAAAAAAUGUAGAGAAACAUGUAGAAGAAAAGUUACACCAUGUAGACAACCAAAAACUAAGGAGCAUAUUUCAGUCGACUAAAUACAUCAGUUAAAGUUGAUAUUUGGUUAUUUACUACAACAACAAAGAAUUAGUACUUAAAUGAAUAUUCAAGUAAGGGAAUCAUUGAAUUUGCUUAUUUCACAUCUUCACAAAAUGAAAUUAAAUCAAUCGACUGAUCAGUUCGUUUUAGACAUCGAUCAUUAAUCAAGUCUUCUGCUCUCUGCAGGUAAGAUCAUGCGACGCCUGCUCCGUAAAAUCGCCUGCAACGAGCGAGACCUGGGAGACGUUUCCACGCUGGCUGACUCCACGGUGAUCGAGCAGCUCUUCCAGAACAGAUGCGGCGCCGCCGUGUGA
This is a messenger RNA of Xyrichtys novacula (pearly razorfish), 22218 nucleotides long. Lineage: Eukaryota; Metazoa; Chordata; Actinopteri; Labriformes; Labridae. The record is from the annotation of a GenBank genome assembly.